This is a messenger RNA of Oikopleura dioica, 1023 nucleotides long. The record is from the annotation of a GenBank genome assembly. NCBI's taxonomy places the organism in Eukaryota, Metazoa, Chordata, Appendicularia, Copelata, Oikopleuridae.
AUGAUCAUACCAGAUGAGGGGAGCCAACAAGCAAGCUUUGGAUCGUCGCUAAUUCUCUCUGCCACUCUUCUCAGUCUGAUCGUGGUCGCUGUCAAGUCCGCCUCGUGCUUCAAGCGCAAGGACGAGGAUGAAGUCCUAUCAACCGUCGAUUCGUUUACAAUAAGUCGAUGGAGCUGUCUGUGCAACUGGUGGGCCAGCUCUGAGCCGCUGCGGUGGAGCGAGGACGACAACAAAUUCACCACAGAUUCCGUCAAGUCCAUGGACAUCAAAAAAGAGAGCAAAAAGGUACGUGAUGGAAAAUCAUAUCUUCCGAAAGGUGUGGACGGCGUCGGUCCCUCGACGAAAAAGUUCCUCGAGCUCGGGCCCGAACAAAUGCUCCCUCAGGCGGACAGACGGCAGCUUGAAGAUAAUCGCCUCGUCAUGAAGGCGUAUUUGAUAUCAAAGCUGGUGGCUGCCCGGUACGACUUCACGGAUGGCGAAAUGACGUUCCAGGACCAGGCAGAAGAGAAACAGAUCAACGUGGAAGACUACAAGCUGCGGACGCAAAAUAUGUACAAUCUUCUUUACGCUGGGCAGAUUGCUGUUGAUACAAAGGCAACUCGUAAGCAACAGCGCACUGCUCUCAAGCGUCUGAAAAAGUCCAAUCUGAACAGCCGGCCGAACAAGAUCAAGGAACUCGCCAAGCAAAUGAAAGAAGAAGCGAACCGACCGCCCCCACCCGCCGUUGAUCGGCAAUCUUCGGGAAUCGGUUCUACCGGCGACAUUUCCAAAGCCGAGACGACUACGGUGGCGACAACGACGGCAGCGACUAAUGAUCAGUCGAGCUACAAUUCGAGUGGAUCAAAGAUUUCGCAGUUUUUGAGGAAACUCAAAUUCAAGAGCUCGAGGGACUCGGCUGUUGGAUCCAGUCUUGGAUCGGUCGAUCAGCUUGGCGCGGCUCCUGUUAAAACAGUUGAAAAAAAUACCAACUGGGCGACGGCGAAGAAACCCUCUCACAUCACCUUCGCUGGUGCGCAAUUUUAA